AUGGCAUCAUCGGUGCUCGUAGCGAAACGAUACAUGCAGAACACUUUUCCAUGGAUUCAGUAUCCACUGAUCGUGUCAGCGCCGAUGUUGGGAGCUGCCACCCCUGCUCUCGCGAGAAAUGUAAGCAGGGCAGGGGGUAUAGGAUUUAUUGCAGGAGGGAAUAACGGGCCAGACCUUGAUCGAAAUCUUACCAUCACCAGUUCAUUGUUCGCAGCUGAUGCCCAUCAAAUCACCGGUCUUCAAAACUCUGAUCGCCUUCCCAUUGGCAUUGGUUUUCAGAAUUGGGACUGCAAAAUUAAUGUUGCACUUGAAGCUACCAAGAAACAUAAACCGUCUGCAAUAUGGCUUUAUGCACCGAAAAGAACUGAAGAUCUGAGAGAAUGGGCCGUAGAACUCAGAUCUAUCGGCGAUGGCAAAAUUUCGAUCUGGGUACAAGUUGGGACAGUCAGAGAGGCAUUAGAUGUUAUGGAAAUCGUAAGGCCUGACGUUCUGGUCAUCCAAGGAACCGAUGCUGGCGGCCAUGGACUGGCUCGAUCGGCCAGUAUUAUUUCGUUACUUCCAGAAGUUGCGGAUGCACUUGGAGAUAAGGACCCGGCACUCAAAGGCAUACCACUACUCGCAGCCGGAGGAAUCAUGGAUGGGCGAGGAGUUGCUGCUGCGUUAUGUCUGGGUGCGACUGGAGCAGUUAUGGGUACUAGAUUCCUUGCGGCUGAAGAAGCAGGCAUUCCUCGAGGUUGGCAAAGAGAACUUUUGAAAGCUUCUGAUGGAGGUGUUAGCACCGUAAGGUCUACCUUAUGCGAUCGAUUGAAGAAAACGAUCGGAUGGCCACCACAAUAUGACGGUCGUGCGUUACUCAAUAAGGGUCAUGAGGAUGAGAAGGCUGGAAUGACAGAUGAAGAGAACGUUCGCUUAUACAGAGAGGAGUUGACAAAAGGCGACGAGGCUUGGGGCGCUAAUGGUAGAUUGAUCGCAUAUUCAGGAACUGGGGUUGGACUGAUAAAGAACGUAAUGUCUGCUGGGAAGAUUGUCGAAGAAACAGCGGAAGGAGUAUUAAAAAUUAUGUCGACAGAGAACGAACAUCAUGUUCGAGGUACUGUGCAUCGCAUUACCUAG
Messenger RNA from Sclerotinia sclerotiorum 1980 UF-70, 1113 nucleotides. RefSeq lists its product as hypothetical. The record is from RefSeq and is a predicted model, not a curated record. The transcript has a single exon. Gene Ontology annotation, molecular function: nitronate monooxygenase activity. Lineage: Eukaryota; Fungi; Ascomycota; Leotiomycetes; Helotiales; Sclerotiniaceae. Bases 1 to 1113 code for a protein of 370 amino acids.